Molecule: messenger RNA, 1725 nt
Organism: Knipowitschia caucasica
Lineage: Eukaryota; Metazoa; Chordata; Actinopteri; Gobiiformes; Gobiidae
Source: the annotation of a GenBank genome assembly
AUGGAGUUCCGACAGGACAGAUUAAAGGCGGUCACUGCCAAGGCUCUCGGCAAACUAUAUGGAGCUCUUGAGAAGAAGCAGGAGAACGGAGAGACCAUCGAGUUGUCCGCAGAGGGUCGUCCGGAGAUCGUGGAGGAGAAGGAGCUGCCUGUCAUUGACUGCACGUGUUUUGGGUUGCCACGACGAUACAUCAUCGCCAUCCUCUCCGGCAUCGGCUUCUGCAUCUCCUUCGGCAUCCGCUGUAACCUCGGCGUGGCCAUCGUGAGCAUGGUCAAUGAGCACACGGUCUUCAGGGAUAACAAGCAGUACAUAGAGAAAGCUGAGUUCGAGUGGGACCCCGAGACUGUAGGAAUGAUUCACGGUUCCUUCUUCUGGGGUUACAUCGUGACUCAGAUCCCGGGAGGGUUUAUAUGUCAGAAGUUUGCAGCCAACAGAGUGUUUGGCUUUGCUAUAGUGGCCACUUCCUGCCUGAACAUGCUCAUCCCCUCAGCCGCCAAGGUCCACUUUGGCUGCGUCAUCCUCGUCAGGAUCUUUCAAGGACUCGUGGAGGGAGUCUCGUACCCGGCCUGUCAUGGGAUUUGGGCAAAAUGGGCGCCGCCUCUUGAAAGAAGCCGUUUGGCAACGACAGCUUUCUGUGGGUCUUAUGCUGGAGCUGUGAUUGCCAUGCCUUUAGCGGGGGUCUUGGUCCAGUACACAGGAUGGUCAUCUGUUUUCUACGUUUAUGGGACUUUUGGGAUUCUGUGGUACUGCUUUUGGAUCCUGGUGUCUUACCAGAGUCCAGCCGCUCACCCCACCAUCACAGAGGAGGAGAGGACGUACAUCGAACAAAGUAUAGGAGAAACAGCUCAGCAAUCGAUCACAAAAUUCAACACUCCCUGGAGAGCGUUCUUCACGUCCAUGCCUGUGUACGCCAUUAUUGUGGCCAACUUCUGCAGAAGCUGGACCUUUUACCUGCUUCUCAUCAGCCAGCCGGCUUACUUUGAGGAGGUGUUUGGAUUUGAGAUCAGCAAGGUCGGUAUUGUUUCUGCUCUUCCUCACUUGGUAAUGACCAUCAUCGUCCCGAUCGGAGGACAGAUAGCCGACCAUCUCCGAUCAAAUCACAUCAUGACCACGACCAAUGUUAGAAAACUCAUGAACUGUGGAGGUUUCGGGAUGGAGGCCACGCUGCUGCUGGUGGUGGGCUUCUCUCACACCAAGGGAGUGGCCAUCACGUUCCUGGUGCUGGCCGUGGGCUUCUCUGGUUUUGCUAUUUCAGGUUUCAACGUGAAUCACUUGGAUAUCGCUCCACGCUACGCCAGUAUCCUCAUGGGCAUCUCCAACGGCGUGGGCACUCUGUCUGGAAUGGUCUGCCCUCUGAUUGUAGGGGCCAUGACAAAGCACAAGACGCGUGAGGAGUGGCAGGGCGUGUUCCUCAUCGCUUCCUUGGUCCAUUAUGGAGGAGUCAUAUUUUAUGGUCUCUUUGCGUCAGGAGAGAAGCAGGCGUGGGCAGAGCCAGAGCAGACCAGUGAUGAAAAGUGUGGCAUUCUGGAUGAGGACGAACUGGCCAAUGAGACGGAGGAGCUGUACCGGACCAGUGGAGGAUAUGGAGCCAUGGACCAGGGAGCGGACCCCAACGGAGGAGCGCCUGUGUCCAGAGGGGGCUGGACGGCAGACUGGGACAAAACAGAGGAGUACGUACAACCAGAAGCCAAUAACUACCACACAGGAGAGCAGGCGUCCACAUAA